Molecule: messenger RNA, 705 nt
Organism: Trichoderma reesei QM6a
Lineage: Eukaryota; Fungi; Ascomycota; Sordariomycetes; Hypocreales; Hypocreaceae
Exons: 3
Coding region: 1-705 (234 amino acids)
Molecular function (GO): acyltransferase activity, transferring groups other than amino-acyl groups
Source: RefSeq, a predicted model, not a curated record
AUGCCUCCAACAUUCCGCCUCCGUCCAGGAACCGCCUCGGAUCUCCCCCACGCGGUGCGUCUAUACGACGCCUGUCUCGGAUCAGACAAGCUAGUCGCGCUGCUAUUUCCCCGCAAGGAGGAGGAUCCGGAGUCUUACAAAAAGUACCUCUAUCGACUGUACGCGAAGCGGUACUGGUCCGUCGAAUGGACGUUUACCUUUGUCGUCAAGGAAGAGGCAGGGCAAGGUGAAGAUGACGGCGAGAAGGAAGAAGAUGCCAUUGUCGGGUUUUCGUGCUGGAAGAGGCCCAGCGCGGACGUCAGUUUCCGAGAACGAUGGUUUACUCUCUUCUCCUGGAUAGCUCCCCUCGUUCGCACAUUCAUAUCCCUCCAAGACACCCUCUCCCCAUUAAACAUCGACUCCCACGCCGCCCACGCCUUCGAUCGCGUCUUCCCACCCAUCGAAAAGACGCUCUUCGCGGACAAGAACCGCGCCGAGUGGUGGUACCUCAGCACACUCGCCGUGCACCCUUCUGUCCAGGGCAUCGGGCUCGGCGCUCUGCUCAUGGCCGAGGGGCUCACCAGGGCGGACGAGGGAAAGGUCUGGCUCAUCGGGCUCAGGGGCACGGAUGCGUUUUACUCGAGAUUUGGCUUUGUUGAGGUGGGGAGGGCGAAUGUGGGAGACUUGAGCGAGUGGGAUGGCGGCAUCGUCAUGUUCCGAGAGUGA